Hypoxylon fragiforme is the source of this 1584-nucleotide messenger RNA. Its product is annotated as putative hexose carrier protein. NCBI's taxonomy places the organism in Eukaryota, Fungi, Ascomycota, Sordariomycetes, Xylariales, Hypoxylaceae. The transcript has 11 exons. Gene Ontology annotation, molecular function: carbohydrate:proton symporter activity. Gene Ontology annotation, cellular component: membrane. Gene Ontology annotation, biological process: transmembrane transport; carbohydrate transport. The record is from RefSeq and is a predicted model, not a curated record. Bases 1 to 1584 code for a protein of 527 amino acids.
AUGUUGAAGCAAACGCCAACGGGAACCUGGCUCCCAGCUUUCGUGCCGGAGUCAUCGCUGGUGAUAUCUUUGCUGCUUAUGCUCUGCUCACUUGUCCAGUCAUCCACAAGCGGAUACGAUGGCUCCAUGUUGAACGGCCUCAACAUCCUGCCGUCGUACACCGAUUAUUUCAACCUGACCACCGCGACGACGGGCCUCAAUACCGCGUCCGUCUUCAUCGGCUGCACGGUCGGGACCCUCGUCUCGGGCAUCAUGACCGAUGCACUGGGGCGCCGGCCAGCUAUCUUCUGGAGCUCCGUCAUCACCCUCGUGGGAAUCGUCCUGCAGACGGCGGCGCAGAACGUUGCGAUGUUCGUCGUGGGCCGCAUUGUUCUGGGCCUGGGAACAGGUAUCUCCGGUGUCUCGUCCGGCGUGUAUCUGUCUGAGACGUUUCCUAGCCAGUGGCGGGCCUGGGGGGUCGGGCUGCUGAAUGACUUUUACUAUGUCGGGGCCCUGAUUGCAGCUGGCGUGACGCUUGGAACUGGGCAAUGGCAAUCAACGUGGGCGUGGCGCCUGCCAUCGCUAAUUCAGGGGAUAUUCUCUAUUCUCUGUAUCGCCAUUCUCCCUUUUGUGCCCGAAUCGCCAAGGUGGCUCGUCCACGAAGGCCACUUCGAGUACGCGCGCAACUCGGUGGCGCAGGCCAACUCGAACGGGGAUCUCCAAGACCCGAUCACGGUCGCGGUGUACAAGGAGAUCAUCGACGCGCUCGACUUCGAGAAGAAGGAAAGCCGGACGAUGAGCCCGAAGGAGAUCUUCAAGACGCCGACGGCGAGGAAACGCCUGCUCAUUGGCAUGUCGGCCGGGCCGUUCUCGUGCGUUGCUGGUAAUAUCAUCGCGUCGUACUACUUGGGCGACGAGCUUACGACGGCGGGGAUCACGGACUCGACGGAUCAGCUUAAGGCUAACGUGGUACUGAAUGUGUGGUGUCUGGCCUGCUCCAUCUUCGGGACAAACCUUGCCGCUAAAUGGGGACGCAAGCCAACUGCCCUCGUGUCGGAGGCCCUUCUCGUGAUCUGCCUCUUCAUCAUUGGAGGGCUUUCCAAGAUGUACGCGGACGAUCCAGACCAUGCGUCCAGCAGUCUCGUGUACGGAAAUGUCGGGGUCAUGUUCUUGUUUCAAGGAUUUUACUCCGUGGCUUGGACGCCGCUUCUAUACCUUUACCCCCCGGAGGUAUUCUCAGUACGUGGCCUUCUAUCUUUCAUCUUUGAGUCGACCUCGUUCAUAGGAACCUGGUACUCUAUUCGAGCCAACGGCCUUGCUUUCUCAUCGUUAAUGCUUAACUCCCUUGCCUGUGUGUUUGUGUUCAUCAUGCCGAUAGGCCUGCAUAACAUAGGAUGGAGAAUGUACAUGAUCAAUGGAUCCUGGGACAUUGUUAUUGCCAUACUUAUUGCGGUAUACUGGGUUGAAACCAAGGGCAAGACUCUAGAAGAGAUAGACGCUCUUUUUGAGGACAAGAAACAAUCUUCUGUCCCAGAAAUAGAGCAUAUCCGCACCGGGAGGGCGACUCUUGAUGCCAAACCCCCUUCUCGAGAAGCCAAGAUAUAG